Messenger RNA from Aspergillus lentulus, 3834 nucleotides. RefSeq names its product ABC-type transporter fsqE (gene fmpD). The record is from RefSeq and is a predicted model, not a curated record. Gene Ontology annotation, cellular component: mitochondrial inner membrane. Gene Ontology annotation, molecular function: ATP hydrolysis activity; ATP binding; ABC-type oligopeptide transporter activity. Gene Ontology annotation, biological process: oligopeptide export from mitochondrion. NCBI's taxonomy places the organism in Eukaryota, Fungi, Ascomycota, Eurotiomycetes, Eurotiales, Aspergillaceae.
AUGGUCUCACAGCAGGACGUUGCUCGCCUGGACGAGCGCCAGCGAGCGAUCCUUGACCGCCAGCUGAAUGGACUUGGUGGAGAGGCAGGACAACGCAAGAAUGUCUUUGCGUACGCGACACUCUCGGAUAGAGUUAUCUUGUCUGUUAGCUCGAUAUGUGCUAUCCUCGCGGGCGCCUUGAAUCCUCUGGUCCCGGUCAUUUACGGUCUUCUCGUCAGCGUUUACGAUGGGUUCGCCGCAGGAACCGUUCCCGCUUCCGAACUGCGUUCCAAAACCGCCACAUUCAGUCUGUACUAUGUCUACCUCAGCAUCGGUCUGUUUGUCUUCACCUACGUCGCCACGGUGGGGUACUAUUACACCGGAGAACGCAUUGCCCGGGCCCUACGGACCACAUACCUCGCCGCCAUCUUGCGCCAGAAUAUGGCUUUCUUCGAUCUCUUGGGCCCCGGCGAGAUAACGAGUCGCAUCAUGUCGGAUAUGGGGACAGUGCAGGAAGCGGUCACGAGCAAGCUGGCGGUGAUGCUGACCGCUAUCGCAACGUUCUGCGCUGCGUUCGUUGUGGCCUUCAUCAUGUAUUGGAAGACCGCGUUGAUCAUCAGCCCUUUCUUUGUCAUCAUGAUUGUGACGGAGACCUUGGGAGGAGCGUAUAUGGUCAAACAUCACAAGCGGGCGAUGGAACUGUAUACUCAGGCUGCCGGGAUUGCCGAGGAGGCCAUCGCCGCGAUCAAACAUGUCACCGCGUUCGGAAUCCAAACCCUCCUCUCCGAGCGUUACUUGUCCGUACUGGAGCAGGCCGCCAAGGCAGACCGAAAGGCAGAAAACAUGGUUGCGGGGAUGAUCGCCUGGAUGAAUGCCAUGCCGAAUCUUAUCUACGCUCUUGCUUUCUGGGCCGGCUCAAUCUACCUGACCCGCGGCCAGAUGUCCGUUGCUGAAGUGAGCGCGACGACAUUGGCCGUAACGAUCGGGUCCUUUGCCAUUAUUCGAAUUGCCCCUUCCGCGCAGGCCUUGCUCUCUGGGAUUGCAAUCACGGGGGAAAUCCUGAAGUCGAUCGCGCGGCGGUCUCCGCAAGAUCCACUGAUACAGCAAGGUGACGAGCCUUCGACCGUAGUGGGCGACAUUGUAUUGGACCGCGUCGGCCUCAUCUAUCCCUCCCGGGACGACGUUGAUAUCCUCAAUGAUGUGUCCCUGAGGUGUGCUGCAAUGAAGAAGACAGCCAUUGUAGGCUCGUCCGGCAGUGGAAAAAGCAGUAUUCUGGGCCUGGUGGAACGCUUUUACGAGCCGACGAGUGGAACAGUCUUGCUGGACGGACGUGAUAUUCAGUCUCUCAACCUUCGCUGGCUGCGACGCCAGAUCUCCCUCGUAGAUCAGAUGCCGGUUCUUUUUAACGCCACAAUCUUGGAAAAUAUUCUCUUCGGGUGUUCUGACAUUGUCGAUCAGUUGUCAGAGUCCGAAAAGCAUGAAAGGGUUUUUCAAGCAUCCAAAAAGGCCAACGCCCACGACUUCAUCAGCGCUUUGCCGGACGGCUACCACACCCACGUGGGAGAAAAGGGCCUUCAGCUUUCCGGAGGGCAGAGGCAGCGAGUAGCCAUAGCACGUGCCUUGAUCAGAGACCCUAAAAUUCUUCUUCUCGAUGAGGCAACCUCCGCUCUCGAUUCCAAGUCCGAGGCAAUGGUCCAGAAAGCUUUGGAUGCGGCAGCCGAGCAUCGGACGACCAUCAUAGUUGCUCACCGGCUAUCCACGAUUCAAAACGCGGACCAUAUCAUCGUGCUGGACCAAGGAAAGGUUGUGGAAGAGGGUACGCACCAUGCGCUCAUUGCGCAGAACGGGGCGUAUGCGGCCCUGGUACAGAAGCAGCAGAUUGGAGAUACUAAUGACCACAAGACCCCAGACGGCACCCGCUUGUCCAUUGACGAUGAUGAAUCCCCCUAUGGUGGCAAUCUUGAAUACGUCGAUGAGAAAGACAUACGAACGGAAGAGGUUGCGCUAUCUUCGGCCGCUCAAGAGGAGGGAACACAGAGAGAAUCACAUAAAAUGAGUGCACCGCAAACCAUCGCAUUCAUUGCACGUCUCAGCAAGAGAGAUUGGAGGGUUCUGCUCUUCGGACUCGCAAAUGCCAUACUUGCGGGUUUAACCAUCCCAGUGCAAUCGGUCUUCUUUGCGAAAAUCCUGACAGCCAUCGGCUUCGCCCCUCCUCAGUAUCCACAACUCCGGUCCGAAGUCAAUUUCUGGUCUGGACUUUAUGUCAUGCUGACCGGUACCACCUUUCUCUUUUGGAUGGGCGUCGAGAUUACUUUAUCUUACGCCACCCAAAAACUCGCUGGGCGAGUUCGCGAGAUGUGCUUUCGCUCUAUCUUGGUGCAGGAUAUGUCCUUUUUCGACGUACCAGGCAACUCGCCCAGUGCGCUUUCCAGUGUGCUUUCAAAGAGCACCAACGAUCUUGCAGGUAUGGGAGGACCUGUUCUGGGCGGGAUUCUGACUUUCAUCUCGACGAUCAUUGCAGGCAUUGUCCUCGCUUUGGCUAUCGGGUGGAAGCUGGCUCUUGUCUGCACUGCAACCAUUCCGAUCGUGGUGGCCUGUGGCUGGCUGCGCUUGCAAGUUCUAUCCACAUUCGAUAGCAAGGUCCGGCAGAGUGGAAUAGAAUCAGCAGCUUACGCAGGAGAGCUGGUUCGUACGGUGCGAACUGUUGCGUCGCUGGGGCUCGAGGAGCAUGCUCUGGCCCGCUAUGAAGGCAUUCUGGCAAGACAAGCCGCAAAAUCCCUUCGUUCCAUCUUGUUGGCCUCCGCCCUGUAUGCCGCGUCUGCGUCGAUUGUGUAUCUUUGCGCGGCGCUCGCCUUUUGGUAUGGUGGCACGCUAAUCGCAAGCCACGAGUACUCGACGUUCCAGGUUUAUAUCUGCUUUGUCAGUCUGAUCUCCGGCUCGCAAAUCGCCGGAUCUAUUUUCACGUAUGCCCCUGAUGCAAGCAAGGCCAUGCAUGCAAGCCGAGAAAUUCAGGAUAUUAUUAAUCUCAAGCCCACGAUUAAUAACACGGUUCCGACCACGCCACCGCCCACCCAGGCAGGCACAGAGAAGAAACAAACCCAGCAGAGUUUGAGCGCCUGUCGGGUGGAAUUCGAGCAUGUCUCAUUCACCUACCCAUCCCGACCAACGAGACGUGCCCUGGACGAUCUCCACAUCACAGUGGAGCCCGGUCAAACGCUGGCCCUGGUCGGCCAAAGUGGAAGCGGAAAGAGUACAUGUGUUUCCCUCCUCGAGCGUUUCUACGAUCCAGAUCAGGGCCGGAUUCUCAUCGACGGGCAAGAUAUCAGACUGCGGGAUGUGGACGAGUAUCGUCUCGAUAUCUCGCUUGUGAGCCAAGAAACGAUUAUUUUCUCCGGCACGAUCCGAGAUAAUAUCGCCGUUGGUCUGGCAGGGCAUGAAGUGCACGACAACGAGAUUCUGGAGGCUUGUAAACAAGCGAAUAUUCUUGAAUUUGUGCAGUCCCUUCCGGAUGGACUAUUGACCUUGGUUGGCACGGGGGGCAGCAUGUUGAGUGGAGGCCAGAAGCAACGCAUCGCCAUUGCGCGGGCUUUUCUUCGAAAACCCAAGAUCCUGCUACUUGACGAGGCCACGUCGGCACUCGACAGCCAGUCGGAGGCUAUUGUCCAAGAAGCCAUGGAUACAAUCAGAAAGGAUCGGACUACAAUCAUGGUGGCGCAUCGCCUGAGUACCGUUAAGAAUGCGGACGUGAUUUGCGUGUUGCAGGAUGGCAAGUUAUUGGAGAGUGGAACCCACGAACAGCUUAUGGCGAAGCGGGGGAAGUACUGGGAAAUGGUUGCUAUGCAGAGUCUGCACUGA